Molecule: messenger RNA, 886 nt
Organism: Nanorana parkeri
Lineage: Eukaryota; Metazoa; Chordata; Amphibia; Anura; Dicroglossidae
Gene: CENPP
Product: centromere protein P
Exons: 1
Coding region: 14-886 (290 amino acids)
Biological process (GO): CENP-A containing chromatin assembly
Cellular component (GO): nucleus; chromosome, centromeric region
Source: RefSeq, a predicted model, not a curated record
UGCCUCAGCAAGGAUGUCUAAAGACAUAGCGGAGCGCUGCGAAGAUGCCAUUUCAUCUCUGAUGCAGGAGAUUGCGACACUUAAAGGAGAAUACAAGGAAAACCAGAGAGAAAUUGCCUUGUUGUCCGAAACGAGCAUAAAGAACUCCCUAGGGCCAUUCCAGAAAGACAACGGAGAAGGUAUUACAACCAUUACAAAGAAUGUAAAUACACAACUUGCCCAUGGGGAAAAGGAAAUGAAGUUCUUUAUAGAAGUCUCCGGGAUUGAGAUUUUACAACACUUUAAGAAAACAGAGCAGAAAAAUGAAAAAGUUGUUCAUUCUCAUAAAUUAAUGGGCCGGUGCCAUUUUCUACCCUUUGAGUUGACCUUUGUGACAACGGAAAUUCAGAGUGAGGCCUGCUGGAUGUGUGAUGUCACUCAAGUCAACGUCCACAUGGAUUGUAAGGGCAAACCAGACUUGACCAAGCUGGUAGAGAGAACAGAGGCCACUAUGAGUCUACAGGGCUUCUUUAGGACGCUCUCAAAGUAUGCGGAAUGGUGUGAAUUCCGCAUGAAGACUUUUGCUCAUUUUGAGGAACACUACUCGGCUGCUGUUACACUUCCACAUGGGUCCUCUGGAAAUUAUAUGGUACUGGCGAACCCAGAAGUUCCUCAGUGUGAGAUGAUUCUUGUGUGGGAAAUCACCAUAAAUGAAAGAGGAGCAGUGAUACCAAUACUGGACUUACUGCCAAAGUUGCCAGAAGAAGCAAUUGCUCUUGAUAAAAGUGGAGUCCUGGAAGAUACUGCACCGGCCUUCAAGAAUCUCCUUCAGGUAUUCGGAAUACAAAGUUCCAUAGAGAAAAUCAUACAUUCCUUCUGCUUGGAGAAAGCCACUAGAAGUCCAUAG